Messenger RNA from Suillus subalutaceus, 366 nucleotides. RefSeq lists its product as uncharacterized. The transcript has a single exon. Bases 42 to 296 code for a protein of 84 amino acids. NCBI's taxonomy places the organism in Eukaryota, Fungi, Basidiomycota, Agaricomycetes, Boletales, Suillaceae. The record is from RefSeq and is a predicted model, not a curated record.
UGGGUGCAGUGAAACCAGCCGUCCUGCCAUGCAGGUGAGUUAUGUUAUCAAAUCCAGGAAAACUACUGAUACUGACGCAAGUCGGGGUAGGGCAGGCCUUGCAUGCACCAUCAUUGAUGCACCACCCGGGACAUUUGUCCGCGUUAGCGGGCACAGCAGAGAUUGAUGAUGCUAGAGCAGCGACGACGGCGAGUACAAUUGCAGAGGAGAAACGCAUUUUCUGUGACUCGUGUAAUAUGGGGUUAGAUGAUUCUGAAGAAGAUAGUAGGGAUACGGCUGGGUCGGGCUGGCUUUAAGUUAUCUAUAAAUUCUAUAAAUCUAUAAAGUAAGGGAGAAGGGCGUGGGAGGGUGUGGCGUGCUCGCGUG